GAGCAUUGCUUCGUGUAUACACUAACGGUCGCAGAUAUUUAUCGAAAAACAUCAUCAAACUAGAGAACCCGGCUGAGUUCGACGGCAGGUCCUGGACCGUAGAAUAACGAACAGACGAAUAUGGCCUUAAUACCGAGCCUCCGUAACGUACUUCCAGGGUUAGAAAAGUCAUGCAUUCGAAGACAGAUUCACGUGACACCAGUCGCUGCAAAAGUAGUGGCAGCCAGAUAUCGAGUCACGACGAAGCGGGACAAACCGCUCACCUAUGAGAUGGCCAAUCCCCCUCAUUUCAUCGCUCACAGGAAGGGCUGGAAUUCAUGGAACACUGCAAACAUAGCUGAUGGUCACAGACCGGCAGAAACUUUACUUGAAGACGUCUUCAUCCGCCGUUUUGUAACAGGAACAUGGCAUUCACUGUUUCUCAGCGAAGUUAUUAUCAAACGCCAACAUAACAUAAUUAGAAUUGCUGGGAUCGUUCGACGAGGCAUCGCUACCAGCAAGAUGUAUUUUCUGAUUGGUUACACAGAGGAACUGCUCAGUUUUUGGCUCCAAUGUCCAGUUAAAUUAGAGCUUCAGUCGGUAAAUGACAAGAACGAUGUGAUUUACAAAUAUAUUUAAAUAAUAUUGUGUAUAUGGAUAAAAAUCGAUAGAAUAAACAUGUAUAUAUAAAUGAUUAAAAAUAGUAAACGGUUUUGAAGUUGUAUUCAAUUGGAAUAUCUUUGUACACUCUUACCUUUUUCACAUUGCAUAGUUUUUUUUUUUAAGAUUCUCUGUGCAAGAUAGGGAAAGCACUUUUAUUUGAGUUGUUGAUAAAAAUCUCCUGUAUAAAGUUAAAUUGGAUCUUGAAUGUUUCAUACUCUAUAAGUAGGCAAAUUGGGACAAAUUGACUAUCAUUUGCAUAUGUUUAAUUUACCUUUUAUUAGUUCGACAAAUUGUUACAUUCGAUUAUAACGUAAAUGCAGUUCAUAUGCGGUAAUUGCAUUUAUCAAUAAAAAAUAAAGUACAAGUCACCCUAAAA
This is a messenger RNA of Diprion similis, 1018 nucleotides long. It is a transcript of the gene mRpS24, whose product is annotated as 28S ribosomal protein S24, mitochondrial. The coding region runs from base 121 to 618 and encodes 165 amino acids. Gene Ontology annotation, cellular component: mitochondrion. Lineage: Eukaryota; Metazoa; Arthropoda; Insecta; Hymenoptera; Diprionidae. The record is from RefSeq and is a predicted model, not a curated record. Gene Ontology annotation, biological process: translation. The transcript has 3 exons.